GACACAGGAUGAUCUGUCUUAUGAUUUUAAGUUUGACGAACCACAGUGCCGACAACUUUGAACCACAAGAAAGCAAAUCUAACAUGCUCUCUGUCAAGGUGCGCGAUUUGAUGAUAGGAGCGGGUUCCGAGGUUGACCCCGUCUUCGGCAUAUAAACAUGCAAAGGCCUGAAGAUUUUCAUCUUCUCUUCUUUCUAUACAGCUUUUACUCCAGGAACAUCACGAUCACGAUGUAUGUCCCCAUCGUCUCCACUCUGACGGCCCUGACGGGCUUGAGUGAGCUCAAGGCCAUACCUGCUCAAGCUCCAGUAACCUCUCAACCUGCCGAUCUCGUGAACAUCGCUUCUCGGGAUAUUCAACAGCAACCUCUAACUGAUCUGCUCCUUCCAACCAUCACUUCUGCAAAGUCUCUGGCCAGCGGCCACAGACUGUACGCUCGUCGCGAAGGUGGUUACAAUACACCUGUCAGAAAUGCAAAGUACCACUACACUAUUGUAGUCGACGACGAGACUCUGGGAGUUACACCCAGCGAGUCUCCAGCACUCCGUGUCCUCGAGGCUCGUGAGGAAACCCCUAAAAACUGGCCAACAAACCGUGUUGAUGAGGCGCGAUACUACCGUACGCACAAAGCUGCAACUGGAACCACGGCCAAGAAUACUCCCACUCGGUCGGUUGUAGCUUGGGAGUAUCCCACCGCCACUGCUCCUUUCGAUAUUCCGGGUCUGACUGAUGGAGGCUGGCCGGCAGUUCCUGAUCUUGCUACUGCCACAGCAAUGCCAACUAUGAGUCCUGGAGGCUGGGAGAACUUCCCUUCCGAGGCCAGCGCACCUGCAUCCACCAACCAAUACUCCUCGUUCUGGAACGAAUUCUCUAGCAAAGCCACUGCUACUGCAGCUUCUUCCCCUGACAACAAGUCCUCCGAGAAACCCCCUGAGGCAACCUGGAGAGCUCCCAAGAACUUGCCCCAAGAGUGGUUGACGAGGUUCCCCAUUGGGCCACGCGACAAUAAUCAUUUCUUCAACCACAGUCACAAAACAGUCUCCUUCCAGAUUUCCACAUUGACUGGGAUCUGGGCAAAUGUCACCGCCAAAUCAACAGCAACUGCAGGCUUGAGCACCGUCAUGUCUUCUUCCACAUCCACCGCUUCCACCACAGUCGCUCCCUGGAGAAUCAACGACUGGAAACCCCCAGCCAUCACAACUACACUCUCUUUCACCGUUGAUGACUCUGUGGUGGUCGAGACUAUUACUUAUAUUGCAAAGAGGGACGAGGCUUCUGCUACUACUGCUGCGGCAGUUACUUCUACUCUGGCUGCAAAGGCAGAAGCUUGAUCGACGAGGCCUUUUGUUUCGAUUCGGCGAAUUGUAGGUGCGAUAUAACUGGAGGGUGUGUGUGCUAAUGUGGUUUGAACGAGGAACAGGGGAAGGUUGUGUGGGUUUGAGCGAGGCGUUUGGUGUUUGGGGGAUGAAUUGUGUCUUUUAUGAUUUAUGUUUUUCGUUUUUGUUUGCCUUUGACGAGAGAGGAAAAAGAAGAAAAAGAAAUAAAUGGAUCAUUUGCAGAGCAAGGUGGAGGAUUGAUGCGAAGUA
Aureobasidium subglaciale EXF-2481 is the source of this 1585-nucleotide messenger RNA. RefSeq lists its product as uncharacterized. The transcript is spliced from 3 exons. The coding region runs from base 158 to 1330 and encodes 390 amino acids. The record is from RefSeq and is a predicted model, not a curated record. Lineage: Eukaryota; Fungi; Ascomycota; Dothideomycetes; Dothideales; Saccotheciaceae.